UGCACAGAUUUGGUGUCGCCUCUGGAGGGAGUGAGGAUGACUACAGACGGUGUGUUCAUCAUCGACGAGGAAGGCCCAACAAACACUGUGCCUGUAAACUCUGCAGAGCUCAGCUCUUCAGUGAGAGCUCUGCUACAGGAUGUGGAAGAUCUAAAGAGUGAUAAUGCUUCGCUGAGAAAAGAAAAUCACUGUCUGAGAGAACAACUCAACACGAACAGGAACGGUGGGGAUGGUGGGCGUGGUCGGUCGCUGCGUCCCAGCUGCGAUGCAGAAUUUGCUCGUGCUCUCAAGGUUUUCUACCACAGCAUGACCUCAGUCAGGGGUCAGCUGCAGCGCCUGCGCAGACACAGGUCCAGUGAGGAGUCUGACCUGCUGGGGCUCAGACUGUUUAUAGAUGAGCAGGGUCGUCUGAUGAGAGACUUCUCAGAGCAGCUGGAACAAAGUGUGUCCACGCUCAAACACGAUGUCGCCGCCAUUGUCCGUCGGAAACGAGAACGAUCAGGAAUCUGGUCUUGA
This is a messenger RNA of Hippoglossus stenolepis (Pacific halibut), 516 nucleotides long. Its product is annotated as kinesin-like protein KIF28P. The record is from RefSeq and is a predicted model, not a curated record. Bases 37 to 516 code for a protein of 159 amino acids. NCBI's taxonomy places the organism in Eukaryota, Metazoa, Chordata, Actinopteri, Pleuronectiformes, Pleuronectidae. The transcript is spliced from 4 exons.